AUGAUACCCGGAAUGCGGGCGACACCACCGACGGAAUCGUUUAGCUUCGUGUAUAGUUGUGAUCUACAAACGAAUGUUCAAAUCAAAGUCGCCGAGUUUGAGGGCAUUUUUCGAGAUGUUAUCAAUCCAGUGAGAAGACUGAGUCAGGUGUUCGCGGAGAUUACGGUCUACUGUAACAACCAACAAAUCGGCUACCCCGUCUGCACAUCCUUCUCAACCCCACCCGAUUCCUCUCAACUCGCGCGUCAGAAGCUCAUCCAACGAUGGAACGAAUGGCUGACCCUUCCGAUCCGUUACGCCGACCUAAGCCGCGACUCCUUCCUCCAUAUAACCAUUUGGGAGCACGACGACGAUGCAGAAGCGGCAAACUCGACAUUUCCACGUCGCCUCGUUGCUCAGUCCAGAAUCUCGAUGUUCUCAAAAAGGGGGAUUCUGAAGUCGGGUGUGAUCGACGUGCAGAUGACGAUAUCCACUGAACCGGAUCCGUUCACAAAACAGGCGGAGACUUGGAAAUUCUCGGACACUUGGGGAGAGGAAAUUGAUUUAUUGAUCAAACAGGUCAAUAGACAAUCCAGGGGCCUGAUUGAAGACGUUCAGUGGUUGGAUCCGUUCGUCGCGAGAAGGAUCGAGUUGAUUCGUGCCAAAUAUAAGCACAUGUCACCCGAAAGACACAUAUUUUUGGUGCUGGAAAUGGCGGCGAUCCGGUUGGGACCCACUUUUUAUAAGGUGGUUUAUUAUGAGGAUGAGAGCAAGAAUAUGCGUAUCUCAGCCUCAGCAGUAACGAGUGGAACCUCCUGCAACCGCUACUGUCUUUCCGACCCGGAACUCCUGCUGGAUUCUCUUGCAGAAGUCAAACACAGUGCAAUGACACGUCGAAUCCGGGAUUCUGGAGACGAACGUCAUAGACAAGUGAAACCGAAUAAACAGGCAAAGGAUCGACUGGAAAUGAUUGUCAACUUGCCGUCAUCGCAAGUUUUGACUCGAGAACAGAGGGAUCUGGUUUGGAAGUUCAGACACUAUUUGAGGCAGUUUCCAAAGGCUUUGAAUAAGUAUUUGAGAUCCGUCAACUGGGCUCAACCCCAGGAAGUAAAAAUGGCGUUGGCUCUGAUGAACGAUUGGGAGCUCAUCGAAGCAGAAGACGCUCUAGAACUCCUCUCCUCGGCAUUCACACAUCCAGCGGUUCGUGCCUACUCAGUGUCACGUCUUCUAGAAGCGGCGUCGCCAGAACAAGUGCUUCUGUAUCUGCCUCAACUGGUACAGGCGUUGAAAUACGAGCAUAAUCAACAGAAAAUGGAUGAGCAGCAGCAGAAGGAAGAAGGGUCGGAGGAGAUCCAGAAGGCGUUGACACCUUCUGAAGAUCCGGCAUCUGGAGAAGCAGGGACGACGAAGAAGGAGAAGAGGAAGGCACCGCCUAGUGGAGACUUGGCAACGUUCUUGAUUGACUACGCCCUGGCCUCUCCCAAAGUGUCCAAUUACCUCUAUUGGCAUCUAAAAACGGAAAUCGAAUCGACGAAAACCACCGAGGAGCACCUCUCAAACAUGUAUCAAAGAAUCCAGGACCGUCUGAAAGAGGCCCUCGAAAAACGACAUGACACACGGGAUCAGGUGGAUUCCCUUCAGAAACAACAGAUCUUUGUUGAGGAUCUAAUUGUGUUGAUGAACGAGGCCAAGGCAAGAGGAGGACGGUUGAACGAUGGAAAAUCGGCGGAAUUCCGGACGAUGCUGUCGAGAGCCAAGCAUAUGCUGGACUUGAAAGGAGUUCAUCUACCGCUGGAUCCGAGUUAUCGAUUGAUUUCCGUGAUUCCGGAUACCGCGGGAUUCUUUAAGUCAGAAAUGAUGCCCGCGAAGAUUUCGUUUAAGGUGCAACCAGUGACUGGAAAAGUGGACAAGAACUUCCUUGAGGAGUACACUGUGAUUUUCAAAACGGGCGACGAUUUGCGGCAAGAUCAGCUGAUUCAACAAAUGGUCCGACUGAUUGAUAUCAUUUUGAAAAAGGAGCAAUUGGAUUUGAAGUUGACACCCUAUUUGGUCCUAGCCACAGGUGUCGGCCAAGGAUUCGUGCAGUGCAUCAAAUCAAAGCCGCUGCGAGCGAUUCAAGAACAAUACAAAGCCCAUAAGCUGGAUUGUAUUCGAGAGGCAAUGAAAGAAUUGAGGCCAGGCGAUGGACCGUUUGGAAUCGAACCGAAUGUUAUCGAUAAUUAUGUACGCUCGCUUGCGGGCUACUCGGUGAUUAUGUACAUUUUGGGACUUGGCGAUCGUCAUUUAGAUAACUUGCUACUUUGUGAGAAUGGAAAAUUGUUCCACGUGGAUUUCGGAUUCAUUUUGGGACGCGAUCCCAAACCGAUGCCUCCGCCGAUGAAGCUGACUUCCGAAAUGGUUCAGGUAAUGGGUGGAGCCAAAUCUCAACAAUUCCUGGAAUUUGUUCAACACGUGGAUUCUGCGUAUCGUAUCCUCAGAAGACACUCGAACGUCCUUCUGAAUUUGUUCUCGUUGAUGCUGGACGCCGGAAUUCCCGAUAUCGCUUCCGAGCCCGAUAAGGCUAUUUUUAAGAUUGAACAACGUCUCCGGCUGGAUUUGUCGGACGAAGCGGCUACCAAGCACAUUUUCACACAAAUCGAAUCGUCGUUGAACGCGAAAAUGGCCAUGAUUUCCGAUAUUAUUCAUGCCUAUAAACAGAAUUUGAUGUGA
Caenorhabditis briggsae is the source of this 2688-nucleotide messenger RNA. It is a transcript of the gene Cbr-vps-34, whose product is annotated as Protein CBR-VPS-34. Bases 1 to 2688 code for a protein of 895 amino acids. Gene Ontology annotation, biological process: phosphatidylinositol-mediated signaling; endocytosis; autophagosome assembly. Lineage: Eukaryota; Metazoa; Nematoda; Chromadorea; Rhabditida; Rhabditidae. The transcript is spliced from 9 exons. Gene Ontology annotation, cellular component: endosome; peroxisome; cytoplasm. The record is from RefSeq and is a predicted model, not a curated record. Gene Ontology annotation, molecular function: 1-phosphatidylinositol-3-kinase activity.